Messenger RNA from Ipomoea triloba (trilobed morning glory), 324 nucleotides. RefSeq names its product cyclin-dependent protein kinase inhibitor SMR6. Gene Ontology annotation, biological process: regulation of DNA endoreduplication. Bases 1 to 324 code for a protein of 107 amino acids. The record is from RefSeq and is a predicted model, not a curated record. The transcript has a single exon. NCBI's taxonomy places the organism in Eukaryota, Viridiplantae, Streptophyta, Magnoliopsida, Solanales, Convolvulaceae.
AUGGGGUUUUCGAAGAAGCAUCAAGUGGAGGGGGGCAAGGAAUCGGAGGGCAAGAAAUGGGUUAUCGCCGGAAUCGCUAUCCGGGUUCCUCUGAAACCGAUAUCAACAAAGCCGCCGCCGGCGAGUGAAGAGUCGGAGGAGAAUGAAUGCUCGACGACUCCGACGGCCAGGGAUUCACGGAUACCGGAGAAGCUUCCUUGCCCGCCGGCCCCCAGAAAACGCCGGCCGGCAAGCUCAACCUGUCAUUUCAACGGCGCCCGGGAUUUCUUUAUUCCGCCGGACCUCGAAUCGGUAUUCAUACGCCAUGUGGAGAGAGCAAAUUAA